UUUUUUUUUUUUUUUUUUUUUUUUUUUUCUUUUUGCCUGAUACAACGAGUACUACUAGUUAGACGGCUUGAAUUAACCUCCUAAAGUAUUUCUAGACGUUGAAAAGCAUAUCGCUUUCGUUUCCUGCACAGAGCUAAAAACGGGAAACAGGCAGUGACGCAUCUUAUUGCGUUUUUAUCGAUAAAACUCUUCUACUUUAAUAAUGAAUUUAGAAUUAAUAUUCAAGCCUUCUCUUCAUAGUGGCUUUUGAGGCAGAGUUUUUCAACAAACCAAGUCCAAGAGGAGAGGAAAUUAAAAAAUAUAUUAAAAAUCAAAGAAGAGGAUUUUGAAGAAUUGGACAAAGAACAAAACUCCAAUAGGCUAUGACCAGUACACCGGGUGCGCUGACCUUCGUCGACUAUGGAAUACUCAAAUUUCUAAGUCGCCAGUUCUGACUCAGUACCGCUUCGCAGAUGUGAACAUAACAGCUAUCCGACUCUCAACAUACGUCCUACAAGCUCUGUUAUUUUUUUAGUACGUACUUAUUAACUCUCAUCCAAAAGAACGACAAUGUUCGCAAACCAGUCUGUAAAUUCAUCGGCGAUUCACUUCGAGGAGCCGCGGGCACUCAGGAUCUUUCGUUUAAUUAUCUUCAGUUUGGUCAUCGUGGCAUCACUUCUUGGCAACGCUGUCGUUCUCAAAGCUGUAUUCGAGUUAACUCGCAAAUCAGUUACGCACUAUCUUGUUGCCAAUCUGGCUGCUGCCGAAAUCAUCGUCUCGAUUUUAAAUCCCUUUAUUGUGGCUUACUCUGAGUUCAUGUAUUGGCCUUUUGGUUCGUUCCUAUGCCGUCUGAUCAGUCCAAUGCAGACAUUCUCAAUAGUCGUUAUCACAAAUACUUUAGCAGCUAUUGCCCUACACAGAUACAGGGUAUUUUCUACUCAUCAUACGCGACGGAAAUUGAGCUCUAAAGAGAUUGGACUAGUACUUCUCAUGAUAUGGGUAAUCGCUCUGGCGAUCGUCUUCCCGUCUUUCCUUUUUCAACGACUCACCCCAGCGAAUCCAAAGCGCUUCCCUGGAAAGUUCUGGUGCAUAGAAAUUUUCCCUGAUGGUCCAGAAUUUCCCAGCCCAAUGAUGAGAAGGUUCUACAUGGCUAGAUUUUUGCUGAACUACGUCAUUCCGGUCAUCAUUAUGUCUGCGUCUUAUGGGUUUGUAAGUGUGAAGCUAAGACAUCAUAGAAAUCGCUCUAUAAGAGAUAAUGAGAUCACUAGGAAUACCAGUGAGCAAGAGAACGACCCUACAACACAGCAACCGAAUGUAUCUUCACAACAGCCACAACAACAAAAUGGCGCAGGUGAAAGCAUUGAAAUGGCCACGAAGGCUGCAGAAAACAAGAAUUCAUCCCGUAGUCGACCGGCUUACGGGGUGCGAGAUAGGAUGACUCGACGAAAGGACUUUGUGAGGCUUGAGCGUGACCUUUUGAAAAUGUUUUAUAUAAUUAUUCUUGUGUUUCUCGUGUGUUAUUUUCCUUACCAAGUUUUCUUUCUUCUGGAAUAUUUUGGGGUGAUUCAUUGGGAAACUUGGAAAUACUUCACUGUGAUUCGCAACUACGCUUUUUUGAUUCCCUGUUUUUCGUCGGCACUCCAUCCUCUCUGCUAUGGAACAAUGAGUAAGUUCUUCGCACGAGCCCUCUCUCGCCUUGUUUUGUGCAAAAACAGAGACUGAACUCCACAAUGACCCUUAAGUAUCUCAUAAACAAAUCCUAAGUACUCUCGAGGAUUUCUUCGUUGUAUGAUAUUAUUAUUAUUAUUGUUGUUAUUGUCGUUGACACGGGUAUAUAAUUAUCGUUUACGGCAUAUGCGAAACUGAUCAAGAUUUAGAUGAACUUUUAAUCAAAAGAACAUGCAGUAACACAGGAUUAUUAUGAUGAAAUUAUAAAGCCUUCAUUCCAGUGUGAUAACAACCAAUAUCGAGGUCAAUAUCUGUGACAUUCUGAUAUCUUGAGAUAAGACAGUUAAAAGGUAAAUUGAUACCAACCACUUCAAGUCUGUAAAACCCUGGGGGCUCUCUCAUGUGAGAAGGCUUAAAACUAAAAUGGUAGAGCGCAAAUUGACAAUGUGCGUAACAUAAUAAUUUUUUUACAGGAAAUUUUCGCAAUACUUUAAUUCGCGUUCCGAAAAAACUGAUCGAAAUUGGUGUCGCGAGUACGGCGCGCGGAAUGGUUCAAAAUUGUUCAAUAUUUGUUUGUCAAUUGCGUUCCCUUGAAUAUAAUGUGUACACUUCUCAGUGCAUUGCAUUAAAUAUAGAGCAGGCUUCA
This is a messenger RNA of Actinia tenebrosa (Australian red waratah sea anemone), 2293 nucleotides long. RefSeq names its product tachykinin-like peptides receptor 86C. Gene Ontology annotation, cellular component: membrane. Gene Ontology annotation, molecular function: G protein-coupled receptor activity. NCBI's taxonomy places the organism in Eukaryota, Metazoa, Cnidaria, Anthozoa, Actiniaria, Actiniidae. Gene Ontology annotation, biological process: G protein-coupled receptor signaling pathway. The record is from RefSeq and is a predicted model, not a curated record.